AUGCAAACCCUCAACUCCAGUGGUUCAAACCAAAAGAGUGAAGAGCCCAUGGGCUCAGAAGAGGGCUUCGGGAGUCAUGUUCCAUCUCACCCCUACAUGAGAUAUCGACCCCACUCCUCUCGAAUCCUCAAUCACCAGGGAUCUGCAGCUACCACAAUCCGAUGUGAUGAUAGCGAUCUAAUCAUUAACAAUUCGGUCGUUCGAAUUCCCACUAUCGAUCGAUUAGAGGCCGCUACUCAAUCGGCUGUCUCUUUCGAGUCUACUCAAUCCAAUAAGCCACACAUUUCCGCAAGAGAUUGCCUUGAUGUUGAACCAGUUCAGAGAGCUGUUAGCGAACCCCCUUCCACCUUCCCCACUGCAGUCCGACAAGGCUGA
Molecule: messenger RNA, 375 nt
Organism: Rodentolepis nana
Lineage: Eukaryota; Metazoa; Platyhelminthes; Cestoda; Cyclophyllidea; Hymenolepididae
Source: the annotation of a GenBank genome assembly